Messenger RNA from Suillus subaureus, 462 nucleotides. RefSeq lists its product as uncharacterized. The transcript is spliced from 4 exons. Lineage: Eukaryota; Fungi; Basidiomycota; Agaricomycetes; Boletales; Suillaceae. The record is from RefSeq and is a predicted model, not a curated record. Bases 1 to 462 code for a protein of 153 amino acids.
AUGAAGCAUGCUCACUGCAAGGGUCAAGAUGAAGAGUCUAGUAUUCUCGACAGUCAAAAACACCUUGAACUUGUUGAUGUCCUUAUUUUUGCCUUAGCCUACUUGGAUUAUUUGGUAUCUACUGAAAUAAUAGCAACCACUCCUUAUUUCCUUAGUGAAGAUGUGGAGGCUGUCACUCAAGACACAGAGGUUGUUACUGAGUUGGUACCUGAGGAUACCAUCAAUGAUGAAGAGGAACCAGGUGAUGAUGCUCCAUUGGAGCUCCUCUUGCAGUUUGUUGCAUCUGGCAUCAAGUGUGCACCUGAUGGGUACAGGAUUGAUGCAGAUGGGUUGCUGGUUGUUGACUCUGCCAGUGAUACAUUCAAGGAGGUUGCCAUUUCUACUGACCCUGAUACUACAUUUGGGAGGGGAAAGCACAGACAUGUUGCAAACAAGCAAUAUGAUGCAUUUGAGGAGCACUAA